CCCGAUAAGUAGAGCAGGAGAGGAGCGCCAUAAAACCCACGCCGUUACCUGAUGAGACGAUGGCCAAUUCCUAUGAGUAAUGUUUCCCUCACUCCUUCGUGCUCCCCGGAUCGUGGAGAGCCUGCUGGUUGCCAUCAAAAUCUGAUUGUUUUUUAAUUUCCCCUCCCUUUAAUCACAAGCAUUUUUGGUUAACCGAGCUCAAUCCUUGCUGAAAUUUCCGACAAAAAUUGCUUUUUUGAGAUCUUCGUGUGCCGAUCUCUUCGCCUCAUGUCCAUUUUCUUUCUUUAGGGUUUUUCGAUUUUACUAAAUUUAGGGAUCUACUCCCCUGCUUCUCUACUAGCCCCUUCUCCCUCUUAUCUAUGUCUUCUCUUAUUCCGAGCUCGACUGCAACGUCGUAUUGGUGCUACAGCUGCAGCCGCUUCGUUAGGGCUUUCACCGUUGAACCCAUCUCAUGUCCCGACUGCUACGGCGGAUUCCUUGAACUGAUCAGCAACACUCCUCCGGCUUCCACCGCCGCGCUUCGCCGAAAUCGCACAAUUUCCUCCGGCGAUGAGUCGUUCCCCGCUGCUCGCCGUGUCGAUUUGGGUUCCCAACAAGCCCGACGCACCUCUCUCGGCCACGGCUCUCCGUUCAACCCCGUCAUUGUGCUCCGGAGCUCCGUUGCCGAUGCCGAAGCUUCACGCUCCAACAAUGGUAACAACAGUUUCAAUCUAUUCUACGACGAUGGCUCGGGCACCGGACUCCACCCCUUGCCCCAGAGCAUGUCCAAUUUCCUCAUGGGAUCUGGUCUUGAUCAGCUCCUCGAUCAAUUGACGCAGAUAGAAAACGGUCGUGUGGGUGGUGGGAGGAGCAAUGACAACACUCCGGCAUCUAAGGUGGCCAUUGAAUCAUUGCCCACCGUUACGAUCACUGAAACCCAUAUCGUCAUGGAUUCGUACUGCGCGGUUUGCACGGAGGCGUUAGAGCUUGGGGAUGAGGCUCAGGAGAUGCCCUGCAAACAUAUAUUUCAUAAAGAUUGCAUCUUGCCAUGGCUAUCGUUGAGAAACUCCUGUCCUGUUUGCCGCCACGAGUUGCCUGCUGAUGGUGAGAGAAGCGUGGGAGAUCUUCCGGGUCAGGCUUUGUUGGGGAAUGAAGAGAAUUCGUCCGGGCUUACGAUUUGGAGGCUUCCUGGUGGUGGAUUUGCGGUGGGUAGGUUUUCUGGCGUGAGAAGGGCCGGCGAUGGAGAGCUUCCUGUGGUUUACAGUGAGAUGGAUCGUAGUUUAAGUUCCGGUCGAGUGCCGAGAGGGAUUUUGUGGUCUUCUCGAGGAAGAAGAUCGAGAGAACACAGAGGAGUUGGUAGAGUGUUUCAUAACUUUUUCUCAAUGUUUCGGUGCUUUGGUCCUCCUUUGCCUUCUUUAUCGUCUCCAAGCUUAAGAUCGACAUAUGCAUCUGAAGAACCGCAAAGUUGAGUAGCACAGCAGUGCUUGUUGGAACGGAGAAGUAAUAAGACAGAAGGUGGAGGGUGAAGACGGAUGGAAGAAGAAAAAUUGUCAUGGCACUUUCAUCAGAGCUUGAGGUCCGGAAGGUGGGUGAAUUCUCAAGCCAUUAUUGUUGGAGUUCUUAAAUUUGUCUACAGGUUUAUUUAUCUAUUGUUUAAGUUUCUUAACAUAAUUUGUUUAUUUUCUAUUUUGCUUAUUAAUUCAGUUGUGGAUCUAUUGUGAAAUUAAAAAUAUUAUCUUUGGCUCUCUAUUUUACAUGAUCUGUUAUAGAU
Phalaenopsis equestris is the source of this 1750-nucleotide messenger RNA. Its product is annotated as probable E3 ubiquitin-protein ligase RHC2A. Lineage: Eukaryota; Viridiplantae; Streptophyta; Magnoliopsida; Asparagales; Orchidaceae. The record is from RefSeq and is a predicted model, not a curated record. The transcript has a single exon. The coding region runs from base 360 to 1448 and encodes 362 amino acids. Gene Ontology annotation, cellular component: cytoplasm. Gene Ontology annotation, biological process: protein ubiquitination. Gene Ontology annotation, molecular function: ubiquitin protein ligase activity.